This is a messenger RNA of Morus notabilis, 810 nucleotides long. Its product is annotated as F-box protein At2g32560. The coding region runs from base 1 to 810 and encodes 269 amino acids. The transcript has 3 exons. The record is from RefSeq and is a predicted model, not a curated record. NCBI's taxonomy places the organism in Eukaryota, Viridiplantae, Streptophyta, Magnoliopsida, Rosales, Moraceae. Gene Ontology annotation, molecular function: protein binding.
AUGAAAGGUUUCACUUUGAAAAGGAUGUCUUCUUAUUCUAGUCAUGUAGAAAAUGAGAAGGAUAAAGAGAAGACGAUUUCACUUUUAGAUUUGCCUGAAUUGAUCUUGGAGUGCAUUUUUGAGCGACUUUUACCAGCCGACUUGUGCAACAUGAUAGGAGUUUGUACCUUUUUGAGGGUAAUGUGUACUAGUGACCAUAUAUGGGAGAAGCACUUGACGCGAAAAUGGGGUAAGCUGAUUGGUGAGGCUGCAUACCGAAAAUGGAUCGGCGAUGCUGCUUACCGAGCAUGGCAGGCUCAUGUGGCCUCAUGGAAUGGUCCAAACUUCCUCUAUAAUCGGAAAAGGAAAAGGGAAUACAUGUUAAAAUCUCCUCGCGUAGCGCUGCGAUUUUCAAGGAUUAGGGAUAACCUAGAAGAAAAGAGUUGUGAGGCGAGUUCAGGUACUUUACCAGUUGGUCAUGUCAUGGCUUUCUAUCUUGCUCUUGAGAGUGGGAAGUUCUGGUUCCCAGCCCAGAUCUAUUAUGGUGGGAAUGGUUAUACUGGGGCUAUGCUUUUAUGUUAUGAUGCUCAGGUUAGCUAUGAUUACAGCACUGACACCUUUCGGGCAAGUUAUCCAGCUCAUGUAUGGGGGAGAAAAGAGACAAAUAUAAAGUGGGAUAGGCUAAGGGCGGCACCCGUUGACACUCCUGAUCCAUUUACGCCUCAUGUAUCUGAUUAUUUGCAUGACUUAAAACCCGGUGACCAUAUUGAGAUCCAGUGGAAAAGUCAUGAUAAAUCGCCUUAUGGUUUGCUUUCGCAGCUCAAACUAUAA